AUGUCGUUUCAAAACAUUUCCAGACAAGCCAUCACUGAAUUUGUCUUCAAAGGAUUUGACACAGUGCAAAGUCCACUGGUUGUUGGUGUUGUAAUGCUGAUACUGUACAUUCUUGUUAUGAUUACUAACACUGCUAAUAUAUGCUUCAUUGUUAUGGAUAAACGUUUGCACCAGCAAAUGUAUCUGUUUAUCUGUAAUUUAGCACUUGUAGACAUAGUCUUCUGUACCAGUGCAUGCCCAACCAUGAUAGGUGUCCUUGUAGUUAGACAUAAUUCCAUAUCUUAUGCACCCUGCAUUGUUCAAAUGUUUCUAUUCUAUUUCUGUAGUUUGAUGGAAGCGUUUGCUAUUUCGGUCAUGGCAUUUGACCGUUUUAUUGCUAUAAGCACUCCUUUACGGUACCAUUCUAUUCUGACAAAUGUGCGUUGUGUUCUGAUCUCUAUUGUACUGUGGUUGGCAGGUUCUGCAAUUAUGGCAGUGCUUCCUGCUACUGUUGUCCCUCUUCAAGUCUGUUACUCAACUGUGAAGUACAUGUUUUGUGACUAUGCAUCUGUUAUCAGGGCAACUUGUGUUGAUCCUGAACCAUAUUUUAAUAUGUUAUCAAUUUUAACGUCGGUUCUCAUUUUUGGAAUGUUCAGUUUCAUCUGCCUGUCCUAUAUAAAGAUUGUUAUUGUUGUUGCGAGAAUGACUUCAAAGAGUGACAAGAAAAAAGCAUUUAAUACCUGCUUUAGUCACUUGAUAGUCGUAAUCUGCUUCUAUGCACCCACAUUCAUACGAACAGUGCUGACCAGGAUUGGUGUAGUUUUAACAAUGGAGGAACGAAAUGGGCUGAUAGUUGGCUCAAUUCUGGGACCCUCUCUAAUAAAUCCUUUCAUAUAUUGUUUCAGGACCAAGGAGAUCCGAAAGAAAUUAUUUAAAUUGAUUUCAAAAGCUAUAUUUGCUGAAAAAAGAAAGCAAUACAUUUAA
This is a messenger RNA of Colossoma macropomum (tambaqui), 963 nucleotides long. RefSeq names its product olfactory receptor 10G4-like. Gene Ontology annotation, molecular function: olfactory receptor activity; G protein-coupled receptor activity. Gene Ontology annotation, biological process: G protein-coupled receptor signaling pathway. The transcript has a single exon. Bases 1 to 963 code for a protein of 320 amino acids. The record is from RefSeq and is a predicted model, not a curated record. NCBI's taxonomy places the organism in Eukaryota, Metazoa, Chordata, Actinopteri, Characiformes, Serrasalmidae. Gene Ontology annotation, cellular component: membrane.